GGAAGGAGGGGGAGCUCGGGAAGCCUCGGGGCCGCGCCGCUCCUUCCGGGACGGCGGGAGGCGGUGCCGCUCACCUGGUGCCGCCGGCGCUGGGGAGCGCCCGAGCCGCGGUCCCGCCGGGCGGGAGGGUGUUUGUGCUUCUCCGAGUCUCUCUCCCCGCCCCCGUCUCUCCCGCCCGCCCCGCCGGGACCUCUCCUCUCCGGGCGGCAGCGGAGCCGCCUCAGGGCGGGCGGCGGCAGAGGUGCUGGUGGGGCGCUCUCGCCGUCCAGCCCGCCGGGAACAUGGCGACCGGCGGCUACCGCAGCGCCGGGGGCAGCACCACGGACUUUCUGGAGGAGUGGAAAGCCAAGCGGGAGAAGAUGCGGGCGAAGCAGGCACCGGCGGCCCCAGCGGGGGCUGCAGCCGGGGGAGAGUCCAGGCCCGGGGGGGCCGCCUCCUCCGCCGAGCUGAACAACAACCUGCCCCCCGGUGGCCCGGCGCCCCCGGCCGACCGCCCGGCGCCCCCCGCCGGCGGGGCCCUCAACUGCCUCAGCCUCUCCAGCCGGGCUGCCCCCGCAAAGGAGCCGCCGCCGCCGGCCCUCGCCGGGGUGCGGGGGUCUGAACCUGCCGCCAGGCCCCCUCCCGCCGCCGCGCCGGGCUCCCCCGAGGGCGAGGAGAAGCUGGCCGCCAAGGGAAAGAGCUCGGGCCCCAGCGCCAGGAAGGGGAAGGGGCAGAUCGAGAAGAGGAAGCUGAGGGAGAAGAGGAGGUCGACAGGUGUGGUGAACAUCCCGGCCGCCGAGAGCCUCGAUGAAUAUGAAGAUGAUGAAGCAGGGCAGAAGGAGCGAAAGAAGGAGGAUGCUAUUACCCAACAGAAUACGAUACAAAAUGAGAGUUCCAGUGCAGAUACCUCUGGCUCAUACUUACUACAGGACACCUCCAGGAUGGUUUCAAGCAGGUAUAAAAGCACAGCUAAUGCACCGGAAGAUGAUGCUCAAAAUAGAUACUCCCGAACAGACAGGACAACUUACAGCAGAUACAGCAGGGAUGCAAAUUCUUCGGGCAGUUCCAUACCAAGUAACGCUUUGGAAAAGAGGAUUGAGGAACUUGAAAGGGAACUUGCAAAGGAGAGACAGGAAAAUGCGCGACUAAUGAAGAUGACACAGGACAAAGAGGAACUAAUUGGAAAGCUGAAGGAAGAAAUUGAUUUAUUAAACAGGGACCUAGAUGAUAUAGAAGAUGAAAAUGAACAAUUGAAGCAAGAAAAUAAAACCCUCUUAAAAGUUGUUGGACAGCUGACAAGGUAGAAGAUUCAAGCCUCAAUGAGGAAAGAUUUAAAAACUACUGAUUGAACAUUAAGGUCAAUAUGGUAAUACUUCCUGUGUUGCAGUAUGUUAUAAUAACUGUCUUUAUAUUUAUUGUUAGGAAACCAGAUGAAUGUUUAUUUUCAUAGUACUUUCUUCUUCAUUCAAUGAAAUGGCAUCAAAUUUGGGGUAUAUUUUUAGCUUUCUUUUCACAUAAGAAUAAUUAAAUGUUUUGACAUAUUUCAAAAUAUUAAGUUAAAAAAUAUUUGGGUUUUGUAUCUUCAGAUUACAUCUGGGUAAAUUACAGUAAUUUAAAACUCAUCGCACCAAGAUCACUUUCAGUCCAUGUGGGUGUAUAUUUUUGAAAUGAAUGGAAGUAGUAAUACAUAUAAGCUUUGUUUACACAGAUCCAAAGUACAUAUUUUGGGAAAUAUUUCCUUUUUUGUUUAAGCAGCUGUAAAGUGGAUGCCUUAUUACUGAUGUAUAACAUUUUGCAGAUUGAUUACUUGCUCUAAAACUCUUGUUUGUUGAGGGUUUUUUUUACCGUAUCUGAAAGACUGACAAUAAUAGAGUAGCAUUUUUUUUUCUGUAUAACAGUAUUCUGGCAGAAGGGGGAGGGUUUAUUAAAAAAAAAAAAAAAGAAAAAAGAAAAAAAAAAAGAA
This is a messenger RNA of Chroicocephalus ridibundus (black-headed gull), 1942 nucleotides long. It is a transcript of the gene PAWR, whose product is annotated as pro-apoptotic WT1 regulator. The coding region runs from base 282 to 1283 and encodes 333 amino acids. The record is from RefSeq and is a predicted model, not a curated record. The transcript has 7 exons. Lineage: Eukaryota; Metazoa; Chordata; Aves; Charadriiformes; Laridae. Gene Ontology annotation, cellular component: cytoplasm. Gene Ontology annotation, biological process: apoptotic process; positive regulation of apoptotic process.